Molecule: messenger RNA, 5159 nt
Organism: Solenopsis invicta (red fire ant)
Lineage: Eukaryota; Metazoa; Arthropoda; Insecta; Hymenoptera; Formicidae
Gene: Vps50
Product: syndetin
Exons: 9
Coding region: 770-3595 (941 amino acids)
Biological process (GO): retrograde transport, endosome to Golgi; endocytic recycling
Cellular component (GO): EARP complex
Molecular function (GO): SNARE binding
Source: RefSeq, a predicted model, not a curated record
AGAUGGUUCACAUGUGGUUUUUUGCACGGAAAAUUUAUUUUACAACCAUAUUAAAUUUGAAAUUCCAAAUUUUCCAUAUCUUGAACAGAACGAGAUUUGCACACAAGAGUUGGUCUGGAACAUAGCUGGAAUUCCAAAAUAAAUUUCCUAUGAAAUUUUUAGCAGGGUUAGUUUAUAUGAUAAUCUCGUACACUUGGAACUCGUUAACUCGCAUAAAAGAGAAUCGGUCUCUCUCGCUUCGCGUUCACUUUGGCGCAAGACGCGACCGCGCCUCUUGAUAACUUUUGAUGUAACUUGUAAAUUUUAUGAGUCAUUAACUUUAUUUAUUAAAAAUAUGUAAACCCACCUUAACCUUGCCGCGAAAGUUUAGGUCAAGGAUCUUCGAUUCGAAAUUUCGCGCAUACCUAAACAUAACUGGCAAGACCACUAUUGUCCUAUUAUUUUCUCACUGUGGGAAUUUGGAAUUCUCGUUGCGUGCUACGAGGCAACAGGAAGUCGUCGGCAACAUCUUGACGGUGUAUUGCUUUCAUAUAAGUAUACGUGAACAAUACAAGAGCGGGGGCGAUCGGUAGUUCCUCCUUCUUGCGAAAGAUUCGAAUCGCAAUCCACGAUUAGAGAAUCGAGAGGAGCCAUCGAUCGAUCGACGUUGUUCCUUCCGAGAUUUAUUGCGCCGCUCCUGCUUCCCAGAAAUGUCACGGUAAAUGCAGGGCGCACCAGCCCGAUUGCAGUCGUGUAAACAGACGGGGAUCCGGCUGGUUUGACGUUCGCGAUGCAGUCCGACAUCAUGGAGGAUUUGAAGAUUAAAUUUUUCGGCCUCAUCAACAAGCAGAAUGCAACUAAAGUGCCACUUAUGGGCGUGAAUCCCGAUUUGCUUAAUCCACCUGACUUGCAAAAAUGUGAAGAUCUCUAUUCUGAAGCUGAUCAAUCGACAGAGAGUGAGCCUAUACCUGACCAAGAUGUGCUAGACUCUAUCGAGGACGUUUACUUCAGUACUGAUGAUAAUUUCGAUUCGUCGCUCUACGAACUGGAGAAAUUGCCAGCAAUACUGCAUUCUAAGGAGAUUGAGAAAUGUUUUAAGAAACUUAAGCAGCAGCAUCAAGUAGUCUCGAAGAAAGUGCUACAGCUUAUCUUGCAGAAGCAGAGUGCCUGUAAAGCGGAAUUUGAUAAGAUUCUUCUACUGCAAGAUCAACUGCAGGAUGUUUUAGAAAAAUGUAAAAUGGGAAGGUCAGAUCUGCAAUUAGCUGAGAAACAAUUUACCAAAGCGAGUUUAGGCAUAUUAGCUAACUAUCAGAGACGACAAGUAAUCCAGGAACUGUUAACUAGUUUAAAUACUAUAAAGACCCUGCAAUGUACGGGGGAUCGUCUGCAAGAGCUUUUAAACGAAGGAAAUUAUCCUGGAGCUAUAUCGCUUCUUUUGGAGUGUCAGAGUGCUGCUCAGACUUAUAGACAUUUCCGUUGUAUCGCCGAGCUGAAUACAAACCUGCAAAAUAUAUUAGAUCAAGCAGAAAGGACAUUAGACAAUACGCUCUCUAAAAUGUGCACUGAAUUCGACGUCGCGGUGUACUCUUCCAUUCAGGAAGCAUACACAUUGUUAGGGAAGACUCAAUCUGCCAUGGAUCAAUUGCAUAUGCAUUUCACCGCUGCCAUUCACAACACGGCGUUCGCCGUUAUCCAUCGCUAUGCCGGCGGUGACGUGAAAAGACAAUACAAACAAUUGUGUCAGGCUGUGCCUCGUGAAGAGCGUAUAACUUGUCUCACAGAGCUGUGCAAAUCACUAUGGACAAUACUGAAUUCAUAUCAUUUAAUUGUAAAUUGGCAUAAUAUGCAAGAGGAUAAAGCCGAGUGUAAAUCCGAUGUUAAGGAUGUAGAGAUAACUAUAAGUAAGCAAUACGUCAAACAUAAAUUAGAGAAUGGUAUGGUCAGAGUGUGGCAUGAUGUGGAACUGAAGAUAUCUAUAUACCUUAUGAACACCGAUUUGACAAAUACUAAGUUUGAACAAUUUGUUCAGGUAUUGGGUAUAGUUAACAGGUUAAUGGAAAUUGGGGAAGAUCUCUGUGGUUUUAAAUCGGAGAACUUACAGGAGUCCAUAAAAAAGCAAUCUCUAUCUUAUUUUUCUCAUUAUCAUGCAUCUCGUUUGGACGAAUUGAAAAUGUUUUUGGAACACGACGGCUGGGAAUUGUGUCCUGUAAAGUCCAAUUUUAUGGUUACCCAAUUAUUGGAAUUCCGAAGUCUGAAGCCUUCGCUCAAUAACUGUAAAGCAUGGAAUAGCCUAGAUAGCUCGACCUUAAGUGAUAGCGAUAAUUCUACGGGGGUCGAUCUGCAGAAAUAUUUGGAGAGCGGUUUGUCACCGUUCACAAUUGGAUUGGAUGAUACAAUGGACGAAGAUAUUUUAAUAAACGAUGAUAUUGAUCAACCUGCGUAUUUUUCGGACGAGUCCGACGAGGAUAUUCCCGAUGAGUUGAAGCACGAGUAUGUAGAUGAGUUGGACUAUACAAAAGUUAAUAAAAAAAAGUGCAAACUCAAACAGUCUGGACCCAUGGUCACGAACAUGACAUUAAGUGUACUGAGAGUGUGCGGCAAGUAUCUACAGAUGUCGAAGCUUUUGCGAUCAAUUGCGGUUACCGUCAUACAGAGCAUGAUACAAUUUUUCGAGCUAUGCUUCUACACAGUACACUUAUUCUUUACAUCAGAUCUCCAAAUCAAUAGCGACUCGUUAUACAGUCCAAAAUUAAAAUUAUCCUUAGCACGAAUUAGAGAAACACUGAUUAUCUCUGAGAAUGAUACAAUGGAAGAAAAUGGCAAUGCGAAUUACGAUAAAGUAAGACAACCACAGCUUUCAUCCAUUGUGAAUUUGUCACAGCCAGAGAAACUUUACGGAUUAACGGAACGUAUUGUAGCUGUCGAGUCUCUGAUAUUUUUAGGACAACAAUACGAAGGCUUAAGGCCUUAUUUAGAACAUCUCAUUGCCAGCAGUCCUCAGAGAGGAUUUUUACAUCAGUUUUAUAUGCAAACGAUAGCGUCCGCCGCUGACUUAAGAAAGCCAGUCUACAUGGCAGUGACGUCGCAAGCAUUUAACGUUGCAAAUAUUUUGAAUUUAAUGAGCAAAGUCAAUUGGGAAGUGACGGACGUCAUGUCUCAACACAGUAACUACAUCGAUGCGUUAAUUCAAGAAGUGUGCACCUUAAACGAAAGACUUAGUACUAUUAUUGGAACGUACAUUCCUUUAAAUGCGGAUAUAUGUAACGCAAUAUGGGAAAAUGUGGCUCACUUAAUCACACACACUUUAGUGGAAGGGUUUUCCAAUGCUAAAAAGUGUUCGAAUGGCGGUAGAGCUUUAAUGCAGCUUGAUUUCACGCAGCUAAAAUCAAAGUUCGAGAAAGUGACAUCGUUGAGACCUAUGCCACAUAGGGAGUACGUCGAAUUGUACAUCAAAGCGUACUAUCUUCCUGAAAAUAGCUUUGAAGAAUGGAUUAAAGAGCACAAGGAAUAUUCUGUUAAACAUUUAGUCGGUCUGAUUUCGGCGACAUGUCAGAACAAUAAGAAAACGCGGCAACGAUUGAUAGCAGUUGUGGAGGAGCAGCGGCCCGGUAGAUAGCAUCCAACCAUUUAUUAUAAAUCUGUACAAGAUUAUAUCGAGAUAGGAAGUACUUGAAAUGUCUUAUCGAAUCGGGAAUAUGACAAAUCGUGUUGUUAAUUGUACAGAAAAAUUGUAGAAUUUUUUAAGUCCGUUACAAAACUGAUGAGAUAUAUUCGUGUUUAAACUAUUUUAUCGAGUUAAAAUCUCUGCGAGAAUCAUGGUCGCGAACCAAGCAAGUCACACAUUUCAAUAUAUUCAUGAAGUAUUCUGUAUAUGAAUCUCGUAGUUCUAAGAACGCUUUUACAAUGUACUAACUGUAGAUCUAAUGUAUAUAUUACCAAUGUUCUAACAUAUACGUGAUAUUUUAGAGUCUAUACAGUUAGACCACACGUGAAUUGGUCCGAUAGAACUUUAGCUUAUUUUUAAUAUAUCGAGACAUUUCUCGAACGCUAAAAUGCACGAUAAAUACGAAUCUCAUUUGUAAAUUUUCGAAUUUACAACUGUGAACUGCAGUAUUGACAUGCGACAUCAUGGUAACUGAGAAUUCGAAAUGUUGCCAUUGAUUUUACAAUGAAAAGUUAUAUGUAUAUAUAUAUAAUCUGUAUACACAUUACUGCAUUAAUUUAAGAAAAAAAGAAAUUUUUUUAAUAUGAUAUUGUCAUAUAAAAAUCGAUAUUUUAAUAUUUAUCUGUUUUAAGAAUUCUAUUUUAUAUAGCUUUAUUUUUGUAAAAAAAUAGCACGCUUAAAUACGUAACGUGUUUUCUUUUUUUUUUGAGAUUAUACAUGUUAUUAAAUUUGGAUGUAAUGAAUAUUUCCAAAGUUAAAGUGAAAAAUAUGGAAGAUAAUGUGAUGAUUAAUAUCUCAUUUUACUAGAAACUAAUCGUAUUGUCGAAAUAGUAAAACCAUGACUCCUCCAUUGAAUUUUUUUAUUUCUUACUGAAUUUUAUCAGUUAUUUAUUUUACUUUACUGUUGAAUCAGUCUUGUGUAAAAAAUGGGGAAUAAUAUAUAUUAAAGUACUAAUGAAAAAAGAAAAAUUGUAAAGUAUCUUUAGUGCCUCUAUACCUAUUAUACAAACUAUUAUCAUAAAUGACAAAUUGCUGCGUGUGUUCAUUGCAUGGUACAUAUGUAUAUAUACCACAGAAUGUGCACAAUUUAAAGAAAUUUUUAUUAUACAAAUGAUAGUAAUAUACAAGUACAUAUAUACUUUCUAGCUUCGUCGAUUUCCGAUUUCGUAAAAAUUGCUAUUAUAUUUAUAUAUUGCAUUUAUUAUAUAUUUAUAUUCCAUAUACACACCAUGAACCAAAAAGCUCCUGUUGCACCACACAUGCAUACAUAUACACAGCUCCUAAUCGAAAUUAUCUUAAUGCCCGAAAGUUUUUAUGAACAACUUCGCUCUUCCUAUUUCGAAGAAUACGGAAGAUUUCCCUUUGAUUUAAUAAAGAUUCCUAAAAUAUUAAUUAGAAUUUAUUUGAAUAAUUACGUGAGUAAAUAGUUUUAUAAUAUAACAUUCGAGGGCCAUAAUGCAGAGUGUAACAUACUAUAGACUAAACAAUAGGAAUAAAUAGCAAAUAUGUAAAGUAA